GAACAGAGAAUUUACAAAAUAUUUUGUAUCAACGCAGAGCAGAUUGAUCUUCACCCUUCUCUCGCACUGCAAACACAUGAACAUCCCAAUUUUCUGCAUCACCAUCACCAUCGUGAGACUGAUGGGGUUUACAGUGAAAGGAGCUCUAUUGAUUCGUAGUAGGGAGUGAUAUUUUUUCUUGAUCGGUAAUAGUAGUAGGGAGAGAUUGAUGAGGUUUGAGGUUAAAAUAGAAAAUUAGGUUUUUUAUGUGAUGCUCGAAUUCAAGAAGGAAACUGUGUUUGCCGUUAAGGGUGUUCGAAAAGAUUUUCUUUAUUCGACUUCAAAACUAAUUCAAUUCCCCAAUCUGGAUUCAUACACUGAAUUUUAUUCAAUUUUUCAGAAACUAAUUCCAGCGAUUCCUGAUGGAGAUGUGGCUAAAAGAGUUGUAUCGAAGGGAGUGGCAGUUCAAAAGAUCAGUAAACCCCUUGUAGAUAUUGGAAAUGUGAAGGUUGUUGUAAAAUCUAAACAAGAGAUCCUCCCUUGUCCAGAUGCGGAAGAGAUCAAAAAAGAAAAAUCCAAAUCUCAUUAUAAAUCUUCAAAGAAGAAGAAAGUUCUCACAAUGAGUUCCGUUCUUGAUGCUCGAAGCAAGGCUGCUCAUGGUGGUAGUACUGAUAAACCCAAGGAAUCAAUCAUUGAUAUUGAUGGAGCAGAUGCUGAGAAUCACUUGGCAGCUGUUGAGUAUGUUGAUGAACUGUAUAAAUUUUACAAGCUCACAGAGAGUUCAAGUCAAGUUCAUGACUAUAUGGACUUACAAGAUCAGAUUAAUGGGAAUAUGAGAAUGAUUUUUGUGGACUGGUUGAUUGAAGUUCAUAAAAAAUUUGAACUCACUCCUGAACCUUUAUAUCUGACAGUCAGAUUCAACUAGAAAAGUGAAAAUGAUACUCUGGCUUUGUAACGUUGCUGCAAUAGAA
Molecule: messenger RNA, 950 nt
Organism: Papaver somniferum (opium poppy)
Lineage: Eukaryota; Viridiplantae; Streptophyta; Magnoliopsida; Ranunculales; Papaveraceae
Product: G2/mitotic-specific cyclin S13-6-like
Exons: 2
Coding region: 251-904 (217 amino acids)
Biological process (GO): regulation of cyclin-dependent protein serine/threonine kinase activity; mitotic cell cycle phase transition
Cellular component (GO): nucleus; centrosome; cytoplasm
Molecular function (GO): cyclin-dependent protein serine/threonine kinase regulator activity
Source: RefSeq, a predicted model, not a curated record